CCUCUGCUCUCCGCGACUCCCAGGAGCCCGGUUGCCUGCACCAGAGGCGGGAGCAGCCUGCUCCGCACCCAAGGCUCCAUUUCAACUUCUGCCAUCCAGCCGGGAUCAUCUCAGCUGCAGGAGAGCAGCAAAUGGCCACAACACAUCCAUCUCAGGAGCCCGUGAGCUUUGCGGAGGUGGCCGUGUAUUUCAGCAGGGAGGAGUGGGCGCUGCUGGACCCUGCGCAGCGAGCGCUGUACCGGGACGUGAUGCUGGAGACGUACCAGUGCGUGGCCUCGCUGGCGCGACUUCCAGUCUCCAAACCUAUGGUGAUCUCCCUGCUUGAAGGAGGGCAAGAGCCCUGGAUCCCAGAUGUGCGUAGCCCUGAGGCCGUGCCAGGAGACCUCAGCCCAGGAACUGGGAUUGCAGAUGUACUGGAGGACCUGGAGGAAAGUGGUGUGGCUGAAAGGCGGUGGGGUGGUGUCUGUGUGGAAGAAAUCAGAAGGGAUGUCCAAGGAGGCCUGGAGCAAGGUCAGGGUGAGCACAUCAUGGAGCCACUGGGAAAGGGUCUGGGAAAGACAGGAUACAGCCCACAACAUUUCAGUGUAGGUCAAAAGGAGCCUGAAGAACCCAGGAGCAAGGAUGUGUGCCAGAAGAAAAAGCAGAAUCCAUGCACUGAGUGUGAAAAUGGCUUUGAAAAAGAUUCCAGCAUCAUUAACCACCAGUGCAUUCGCUCAUCAAUGAGCCCAAGCAAGUCCUCUGGGUGUGCAAAGAGCUUCAAGAGCUGUUCUGCAUUGAAGCUGCACAAGCGCAGACACACAGGACAGAGGCCAUUUCAGUGUCCUGAGUGUGGGAAGAGCUUCAGAAGCAGUUCUGAAUUGCAGCUGCACCAGCGCUUCCACACAGGGAAGAGACCCUAUGAGUGCUCUGAGUGUGGGAAGACCUUCACAAUCAGUUCUAAUUUGAAGAGGCACCAGCGCAUCCACACAGGGGAGAGACUCUACAAAUGUCCUGAGUGUGAGAAGAGCUUCAGAAGCAGUUCUGAAUUGAAGUCGCACCAUCGCAUCCACGCAGGUGAAAAACCCUACAAGUGCUCUGAGUGUGGGAAGAGCUUCACAAUCAGUUCUGAUUUAAACAGGCACCGUCUCAUCCACACAGGGGAGAGACCCUACAAGUGCUCUGAGUGUGAGAAGAGCUUCAGAAGUAGUUCUGAAUUAAAGUCGCACCACCUCAUCCACACAGUUGAAAAACCGUACAAGUGCUCUGAGUGUGGGAAGGGCUUCAAGAGGUGUUUUGAAUUGAAGCUGCACGAGCGCAUACACACAGGAGAGAAACCAUUUCAGUGUCCUGAGUGUGGGAAGAGCUUCACAAACCAUUCUGAUUUAAAGAGGCACCAACGCAUCCACACAGGGGAGAAACCUUACAAAUGUCCUGAGUGUGGGAGGAGCUUCAGAAGCAGUUCCCACCUAACCUACCACAAGCGCUUUCACACAGGAGAGAGACCCUAUAAGUGUCCUGAGUGUGGGAAGAGCUUCAAAAGCAGUUCUGAAUUGAAGCACCACAAGGGCAUCCACACAGGAGAGAGACCUUUUCGGUGUCCUGAGUGUGAGAAGAGCUAUAAAAGAAGGUCUAAUCUCAACACCCACAAGCACAUCCACAGUGCAUGCAGGCUGUAAAGAAUCACAAGAUACGGGGAGCCUUCAAAAGCAGUUCCAGCCUCAUUACCUACCAGCACAGACACACAAGAUACAGAGCCUGCAGAGCUCCAAAGGUAGGAAGAGCUACAGCCAGAGCCACAGCAUGAUGACCACCUGUGGCUUUGUGUGUUGAUGAACCUUACAAAUCUCUUGAGUAGAGGAAGAGCUCUGCGGCCAAACUCAAUCCUCUUUCUCCUUCAUUGCAUGAGAAUUAUGCAUAUUGCUGUCCUCCAGCUGGAGUUUCUGUGUUGAGUGGCCAUGCAAAGGAGAAUCCGGAGUGGGAUGUGUCACAGCCAUAUAUGGGAAGAGCUUUUGCCAGGGGCUCCUCUCAGAGCAAUGACCCUAGAAAUGCCUGCAUGGCAGGAAGAGCUCAUCCUGAGCUCAGUCGUCAUUAAACAUUGUCCAGUCUGUGUGAUAAAGAGGCCCUGCAAGUGUCUGGUGCAGGAAGUUUCUCUCUGGGCUGGCACCUCCUUUCUCAUGUGGAAACCCCCUACAGAGAGACCUUAAGAAUUUUGGUGAGCGCAAGGAUGAGGGAGACCCAGAUGCUUCUCCCCACACUGGAGGAGUUUGCAAAGGAGAUGGCAUCACUGGCACCCUCUGCAGAAUGGAUUUAACCCAGGAGCUUCAGAUGGCCUCUCCUUGCUACCCAAAUCCUGCUUUCCUCUUCUGCUCUUCCUGCCAGCAGCUUUUUGAUGCCGUUUCCUAAGGAGAGGAGUCUGUGUAGGGAUGUUCUGUGUGUCUGUGUGCAUGUGUUGCUCUCAGUAAUUUGUGAGUGCACUGAUGAAUCUGAGAGAAGGGUCAGGAGAGCAGUAACGUGGCUCUUGGAGGUUUUCUGAGAAUCAUCUGUAGAGGAAAGGGAAGGGGGUGA
Molecule: messenger RNA, 2544 nt
Organism: Lagopus leucura (white-tailed ptarmigan)
Lineage: Eukaryota; Metazoa; Chordata; Aves; Galliformes; Phasianidae
Product: zinc finger protein 501-like
Exons: 5
Coding region: 132-1655 (507 amino acids)
Biological process (GO): regulation of DNA-templated transcription
Source: RefSeq, a predicted model, not a curated record